AUGCGUAAGUGUUUGAAGAAUGCGAAUUCUUUCUCGCGUCGGCGGAGAGACCAUUUUUCGGCGGAGUCAUUUUUGAUGUCUUUUAUAAAAAUUACAGCAUGUUACAAGGCCCAAAGUUCUUUACUACGGUGAAAUUAGGCUUGUCACAUAUGAUAAGUUGUAACCUGUUAGUCCCGGUAGCUAAAGAAAAUUUUCCAAUCGGAUUCCCAAAAGCCGAGCCCCCAAAAUGGCUUCCGCCGACAAAAGUCUUGCCGAGCCUUUGCCAAUGUGUGAAACGUCAAACUAUUGAGACUACCAGAUUACAUCUUAUCAAAUACAAAAAACCUUAUUUCAUCCGCAGUAAGGAUGUCUGGGCUUUGUAAGAACAGAAAAUUACAAAAAAAUGCAAUUGUGUUGUCUCCGCCGAAAAAUGGUCUCUCCGCCGACGCGAGAAAAUUUUUUUUUGUCUAUUCUAAAAACGGUUUUUUGUAAAUUAAAUUCCAAAAAUUUUUUUAGCUCCAGUCCACAAAUUGCCCUAUAAUCACAACAUAAUCCAUCUAGACAACUCUACGUACAAGAAUUUAUGUUACUGUAGCUAUGGCGAUGACUUUUGCGAGUACAAUAAGACCUGUAUAAAGCACGGAAAGGCUGCUUGUUAUCAUGCAGUGGAAGAAGUAAGACUUUCAGUUCGUAUUUUAUGUUUUUAGGUGUUUAAUCAAGAACUGGGGAGGAUGGAAACCUGGCAUUCUUAUGGAUGCGCCCCUCUGGAGGGGGGGUCUGAUGGCUCCGAUCUUACUGUAAGUUGACAAUCAUAGCCUCCAAGUGGGUCUAAAUAUUUAUUAAAAAUUUUGUAAUUUAAUCUUAAUUCAAGUGUCAAUCGUGGAAGUUAUCACACGCAGUUCCCCGAAGUAUUGCGUGUUGUUAUGAAGGGGCUUACUGUAACUUGAAUAUUACCCCACCGGAAUAUGUAAACGUGCCAAUGACUGAUGACGAAGGUGAGAAUUUAUUUUUGUAUUUGUGUUAUGCUUCUCUUGGCGCAAUGAAACUUGUAUUCAGAGAGCACAUUCAAGCUGAGCAAUCGGCGAAACGCCCUUUUGAUCUUCAUGGCGAUCGGAUCUCUGAUUGGCGCGGUUCUCAUAAUUUGCGUGAUUUUGAUGCUCAAAUGUCUUAAACGAAAUGGUAAGGCAAAUCAAAGCAUAUAAUCGUAUUACCUCUAAUUAUAAUAUUAUGUAAUGGAUAUUGUUUCAGGCAAGUUGAAGAAGUCUUUGCCCAAUCAAACCGCUUUACUUGGUCUUGGAGACAAUGAAAAGAGUUACUGUGGAUCAGAGUGCACUUGGGAGUAAGUUGACUUCUUACAAUAAGGUUCCUUUACCUUCGAUUUUACAUUUUGUCAUUUCAGAAGCGGUUCAGGCUCCGGAUCUGGAUUAGUCACCCUGAAUCAGCGAACGAUUGCGUUGAAUCUUACCAUGUUAGAGCUAGUGGCCAGAGGAAGAUACGGCGAGGUCCGAAGAGCUAUUUACAGGGAUUCCAUUGUGGCUGUGAAGGUAUGAUAUACCACAUUUUGUAUGCUAAAUAUUAUCUUAGACCUUCUACACAACCGAAGAAGAAUCCUGGAAAAAUGAAAGGGAUAUUUACCAGACUCAGAUGCUCAACCACGAAAAUAUAUUACGUAAGUUUAUUGUAGCGCCAUCGUAUGCUUACAUUUUGUAGAAUAUGUGGCGUCCGACAUUAGCAGUAAUGUCGAUGCUCUCACUCAGAUGUUGUUGAUCACAGAUUAUCAUCCAUUGGGAUCCUUGUACGAUUAUUUGAGGAAAAGCGAGCCAUUGACGUUGAAAGAAGCCUUAGGGCAUAUUCAGAGGUAAGAGUGAAUCACCUGUUUAUAUUCAUAUUUAUAGCUCUUUGAUAUUUACUUUAAUCUUGCAGUAUAUGCGCUGGUCUUGAGCAUCUUCAUAAUGCUGUUCAUGGGACUGGAAGUCGCCGAAAGCCUCAGAUUGCUCACAGGGAUCUCAAGUCUAAGAAUGUUAUAGUCAAAAGAAGAGGAGUCUGCUGUAUCGCUGAUUUUGGACUGGCCGUUCGCUUGUGAGUUCCACCACACUCUGAAAUGUUAUUUUUUAGAGAAGAAGAUGUGAUUCUCCCUUCAAAAUUGAAUGUUCAAGUGGGAACGAAGCGAUAUAUGGCGCCAGAGAUUCUAAAUAAUUCCUUGAAUGUCCGAAACUUUGAUGAAUUCAAGAUGGCCGACGUUUAUUCGUUUGCCUUGGUUAUCUGGGAAAUAAUCAAUAGGAUACAGGUGAGAUCAGUGGCUCAUAAAAAGAACCCAUUCCCUAUUUUAGACUUCCAAAAGCCAUGGAGCUCCUCGAACUCACAAAAGGAUGAUCAGUUUCUCAUCAAGUUCGGGUAUCGCGACAAGUUCCGGGGCUAGUUACGCGCCUCUAAGAUAUCGGCCUUCAUUUGAGUUGCAUCGAUCAAGGGACUCUUGUAAUACGGCGACAGUAAGAGACGCUAAGCCUUAGCUAAAAUCAAAUGUAUUUUCUAGACGAUAGAAGCGCGACCUCCAAGUCUGCCGUAUCAAAAUCUAGUGGACAGUGAUCCCUCCUUCGAUCAGAUGAGACAAUGUGUUUGUUACGAAAAGAAGAGGCCAUUCCUGGAAGAUGAAUGGACCAAUGGCUCCAAUGUAAGGAACUAGCAUUUUAUUUUCACAUAACUAUUACUAAGUAUUACAUAAGCUGUUUUAGGAAGUCCUAAAAGAGCUGACGGACAUGAUGAAGGAGUGCUGGGCCGAGCGAGCAAAGAGUAGGCAUACUGCUUAUAAAAUCAAGAAAGAAGUCAACGAAUUGAUGGAAAUCGCGAAUCUGAUCGACGAUGAGUCCAUUCCGGAAGAGACCAAGGCCCUCCGAUCUGAUCUUAAUUAUUCCCAGUCAGUGCUAAAUCCCAAUGUCAACAUCGUUUAG
Messenger RNA from Bursaphelenchus xylophilus (pine wood nematode), 2927 nucleotides. Lineage: Eukaryota; Metazoa; Nematoda; Chromadorea; Rhabditida; Aphelenchoididae. The record is from the annotation of a GenBank genome assembly.